Messenger RNA from Ostertagia ostertagi, 681 nucleotides. The record is from the annotation of a GenBank genome assembly. Lineage: Eukaryota; Metazoa; Nematoda; Chromadorea; Rhabditida; Trichostrongylidae.
AUGGAGUAUGCCCAUGCCCAAUCGGUGUUGAUCAUGGGCGAAACGCUUGCAAGUAAUACUCCGUUCGAUUUUUCUCGACAAAGUGUUACCAAAAGGAUUCAGAAGCAUUUACCGGUCAUGUUGGAGCACAGAUUGAAAUCUCCCCCAGAGGAAAUCUAUUCGCUUCAUCGAAAGCUUUCCGGCUCGUACUUGCUAGCUACAAAGCUGAAAGCUGUGGUCUCAUGUGGUGGCCUUUUCAAUGAGAUUUACGAUAAUUACGCGUUUGGAGAAGAUGGCAGAGACAUCGAUAUCGAUUCUGAACCCGAAGCCAUCGGUGGAUUGCUAAUCUUCACAAGUGCCUAUGCCAAAUCCGCCUCUAUAGUUACUUCGGUUUCGAUUCUAGGCGGUAUCAUUGCUGCUGGAGUGUUUGAUCUGGUGGCUCUUCUUGGAUCUACGAAACAAAAAAGUCCGACCGCGCCGGGCGUUCAAGCUCUCUUUUUAGUAUAUAUGAUCAUACUGUCGUGUGUCUUCAUCAUUCAAUUUAUCGUGGCAGUUCGUUUGCCUCGGAAAUGUCUCCGAAAGCAGUCUGGAAGAGGUCGUGAGGAGUGGAUGGAAAAAAUCGGAUGCGGCUGUGAAGUGGGAUGCUCAGAAAGCAUUCAGUUGCUGCGGCUUGGAGAAGGACCAGGAAGUGCUGACUUGUAA